UUAGAACUGCUCUUCAACGCCAUUCCUAUCUUGAAACUUUCAAUUUCAAACGGGAAGCUGCCAGGAAGAGUAGGGUAUUUUCAUUUCAGCCAUGGUUAGAACAACAGCUUAUGUUCACAUACCGGUGUAUAAUUAUAGCCACAAAUAUCGAAACUUGGAUAAAAUAAGCAACGAUGUGAAACAGUUCUUGAAGGAAUACGAUCAAAUCGUUCUGCACAAAGAUCUGUAUCGGAGUGUGUUCCAUAGCUAUCUGCGGAAAAUUCGAUCAAGAAUACAACAGCUGUUGCUGAAAUUCGAAGCAGCACCGUACGACGACGGUAGAGGAAAUCUGGAGAAAGAGUUGUUCUGUUGUGGACUAAUGUUUCCCGAUGCCGGAGAUCUGAGAAGACAUUAUCAUGCAGUUCAUAAUGAACCUUUUGCUCGAUUGACAAACGUGAUUGAGCUCAAAUCUGCAUUAGGAAAACUGGAUCACAUGCGUCAUCGGCUAAACGAAUAUAUAAAUUUUGGACAGGAGUACACCCUCAGUUUGAUAAUAGACCUGAAGCGAGUUUUGAAAAAAGUCAGCAAUUCAUUGAAAUUUUAACGAAUGUAUUAUAGUACCAAUAAAAAUUUAUUAAUUAUAACGAA
Malaya genurostris is the source of this 627-nucleotide messenger RNA. RefSeq lists its product as uncharacterized. The transcript is spliced from 4 exons. Bases 92 to 583 code for a protein of 163 amino acids. Lineage: Eukaryota; Metazoa; Arthropoda; Insecta; Diptera; Culicidae. The record is from RefSeq and is a predicted model, not a curated record.